CCGAGUGGAUCAUGAAGCGAUUCUGUCGACUUCAACCUAUGCCAAAGUAGUGGUUACGUGAACAGCCUAUGCGAAUAUUUUUAAUCCAGUCAUUGAUUGAGUUCGCCAGUGAUAAUGUGCUUAUGAAUAUUCCGUUAAGAUAGCCUUCCUUCAAUGGUACGGGAUGGUUCUUUUGUGACUAUGAUCGAACCGAACGGAUCCACGAAAAUAUCGUUGUGAUAGACUGGUGGUAACUUCAGUGAGAUUUGUGUUUUAGUCAAGCUCGAUCCCUCCUAAAAUGCGAACAGGCAAUGGGGACACCUGCGUGGACAUUGAUCACAUGACCCUCGACCACAACCUCAAGAACAAAAAAACAGACGCGGCCGUCCAAACGACUCACCUCGUGCCCUAUAGACUGAGAUUCCUGCCCGGUACAGACUGCGAUGUCAAGUUGAGCCCUUCCGAAACCAGUUGCUCCCUCAAGUUAAAGUGUUGCUGCAGGAUCCUCAGCCGAUGGAUUUUGUCUCAAGUGGGACUGAGCAUAGUCGUGGUGAUUUGGGCACUACUUGGUGCUUUGGCGUUCUUCAGGACUGAGGGGCCAAGAGAGCUGCAACAAUACCAAACCUUAGCCAAACUCCAGAAAGAUCUCUCAGUAGAAUUAGCCACGAAUCUCAAACAAACUGAAGGCCAUCAGGAUGGGUGGCCCGUUACAAUACACAAAUAUUUCGAGAAGCACGAAGUUCUAUUCCUAGAUGCUGUAGGUGCAGGGUUUGGAGAAGGAGGAGGAGGAAAUAUUUGGACUUAUCCAGGGUGCAUUUUGUUUGCGGUUUCUCUACUCACCACACUAGGUUUUGGGGCUCCAGUGCCUAGAACACCCUUGGGAAGGACAGCAGCUGUACUCUUCGCAGCUGUUGGAAUACCUUUACAUUUUCUUCUUAUACUAAAUAUGGGCAACCUAGCGGCUAUUAGGCUUCAACAGUUCGCUUAUCGUGACAAUCUCACGGAAAUACCUUCGAAGCCAAAACCAAAAUGGUUGAAGUACUUUCCAUUCCUCUCUAUGGCUUUCUAUUAUAUUUCAGGAGUUGCCCUCUUUGGUUUUGUGCGAAAAAGACCUGCAGUCGACAGCUUCAUGUUCCCCUUGGACUUCACUGCCGCAGGGGGCGUGGCUACAGUCGAAGGACAAACUCGAAUAUUUUACGCCCUCUAUCUAGAAAUAGCUGUGACUUUAGCAGCAGUAGUCGUAUCUUUACUACAAGCGUCUGCCAGUCGAGGAAUAGUCGACAUCGGACUGAGAUUGGGACUUUUGACAAACACUUGAAGUUCCUAUAACUGGAGUUGAACAAGAAAUUUCGGCCCAUGCACAGUACAAAAUGGCCCCGACAUAUCACUGAGUCAAUAAUCUCAUUUUUGGCUGUUAUUAUCGAUUACAGAAGCUUACUAGAUGAAUUUAGGGUCAUAUUUAAAGGAUUGCAAAGCAAUAUGAUAAUAUAAAUCAGGUUCUGGAAUGGCGCCUAUCCGAGGCUACAUAUGUUCUAUUUCUUUGUCAAACCUCACCUAGUAUAUGAAGCACAGAAACGAAGUUUAUAAACUUGCUUCCACAGUUACUGUCACCUUGUGAAGAGUAUUAAUUUAUUAUGUAUUGUUAUUCAUUAUAAAUAAUAUUUUCAUUUGUAAA
Molecule: messenger RNA, 1654 nt
Organism: Leptinotarsa decemlineata (Colorado potato beetle)
Lineage: Eukaryota; Metazoa; Arthropoda; Insecta; Coleoptera; Chrysomelidae
Biological process (GO): potassium ion transmembrane transport; stabilization of membrane potential
Cellular component (GO): plasma membrane
Molecular function (GO): outward rectifier potassium channel activity; potassium ion leak channel activity
Source: RefSeq, a predicted model, not a curated record